AUGGAGUCUUCGCCUCCAAGGAGCAGCAGCCUGGCUGCUCCUGUGGCAGGUGUGAAGCGUCCCGCGGCCCUGUUGCCUGCUUUUGAGCCAUUGAGCUCGUCUCCCUCACUGCCUCGUCCACAGAAGCGUGUAGCACGCGACAAUCAUGGGAUUGUCUCGACCUAUCCUACCCCCGUGCCGACCUCGUCGACUCAUAUCAUGUCCUCGUCCCCCCCUCGAAUGGCCCUGCCCCGGACGGUUUCCCGGCGUACGUUUACCUCAUCCAGCUCCGAACGAACCCCUCUGUCCGCCGUUCCCACUAUCAUGCUCUCGGAGAGCGGGGAGCCCAUCUUGAUGGGAAGAUCUAGUGCCUCGUGUCAUCACCAGCUGGCCGCCAACCGGAUGAUAUCACGCGUGCACGUCAAGGCCACCUAUAAGCCAGCACCUAAUCCCUUCGACCCCGAUAGAGUGGAGAUCAUGUGCAUGGGAUGGAAUGGGAUCAAAUUGCACUGUCAGGGGAAAACAUAUGACUUGGCCAAGGGGAAGACCUUUACCUCGGAUAUCAAGGAUGCUGACAUCAUGAUUGAUGUCCAUGACGCCCGGGUGCUGGUCCAAUGGCCUCAACAUGACCGGAAGGAUUAUGCAUCGACCGACUCGGAACAAACCUGGGAGGAGUCUACCCCCAAACGUGCCGCACAGUCCCGUCAGAGUCUCCACGAGAGCCCCAAUGUUGAACGGCAGCGCCUGGCGUCCCCGGUCUCGCCGUCGCCGGCAGCGAAGUCGUUGGUGCCCCCAUCUUCACCCUUAUAUACCCCGACACGCUCGCGCAAUGCAGUGGUUGUCUACGAAGAUGAGGCUUCUCCUGUUCGUCGCAACAAUGAAGAUCCUUUGGUCCAAGUCACGCGGAAGUCUUCCAUCGUUGAGGAUUUAUUCCAGAGCUCACAGUCCAGUGACUUGAGUGACCUGAGUAAACAAGAUGAAUUCUCUGACCAUGACGAGGAAAAUGACCCGAUCAUCCAUUCCUUUGGCCCUUUUGGUGACAAUAUCCUUCCUCGCAUGGCCUCCUUUACGGCGGAUGAAUCCCCUCUCCGGCCUGCACGUCCCCGCAACCAGGCUUCCGCCCAGCCUCUCCAGCCCGCCAAGAGACAACCGUCCAAGGCGAGCGAGUCCGUGGAGAGCUUGACAACCAAGCUGGAGCCCCUUGACGAGAGCUUUGAACGCGUUCAGAACCAUGCGGUCAACCAAUUGGCCUUUUCACGUCUCUCGUCGACGCCAUUUUCGACCAUUCUGAACAACCUUCCCCCCACCUUGUGGAAGCGGGAUAGCCACCACCGAGAGGGCCCUUCCAAAGAUGAGAUCCGCGCCAUCCUAGAUACCACCAAGUGCAUUGGCAAGGUGGCCCGGGAAGGCAAAGACGCAGCGGGAAAGCCUUUGGAAAGCGAAUACUAUUACAUUCCUGACUACGAUGAGGAUGACAUGCGACGGGAGGCAGUCGUGCAUGAUCUUCGUAAGCCAGGGCUCCGUAACUGCCGCAAGCAGCAUAAGGUACGCGAUCUCCGUCUUCUCAAUGAGAGGGUGUGGGCCGGCGAGAGUGAUGUCUUCCCGACCAGCAAAUCUCUCGAUUCAGCCCUGAAGAAAAACACCGCUUUCAUCAAGCGUCUCCGCACCGGAAUCAACGCCGCGGCCCAACAAACCUUCCUGACCGAUAUCCGCACGCUCUCGCUACACAAAUACCUAUCGGAAAUCAUCUCCGCCUGCUACGAAGGGCUCUGCAAACUCAAGUCGCCCGGGGAAAUCGCCACAGGGGUGGAGAUUACCAGUGCGCUGCAUCAGCGAUUCGGUCCUGGGGAAUUCACCCGUCAGAUUGGAUGGUUGCUGGGGCGGGGUCUGAGUACGCCGGAUAAGGGACAGUUGAAGGCGCUUAGUCAGGAGGUGCGCGAGCGUGAGGAGAAGGAACGGUUGUCGCGGCAUCGGGUGUUGUUGCGGGUUGUGACGGAGCUGUGGCUGGUGGGGGUGCUGAAGACGUUGGAUGAUAUUGAGAAACCGGAUGAUGUUGGGGCGAAGGGCAAGGAUGGUGUGGUUGGUAUUGGUGCCAAAGCGACCGAUGGGCCGGUGAAGAGGGUUCCUCCGGCAGCUGGGAAAGAUGGGGAUAGAGAUCCGGAACCGUUUCCUCUGGAAGUGUUGAAGGACCUUCUGGGACAUGAUCGCGAUCACUCCAAUCUGCCUCUUGCGGUUCUCUUCGUGAAGAGCUUUAGUUGGGAUGUGCUGGGGGUGAAGAUGGUUGAGGAGGGUAGGAAAACUGUGGAAGCUGAUGGCGCUACGACUAGUGCUUCGGAGACUGUUAACGGUGGCGGCGAGGGUGUGGACGAGACGGGCGACGCAGAGAAUGAUCCCCCGCUUACUUCGGAGAAGGUUCAGCUUCGGUUCAAGCAUAUCCUCAACCGGUAUCUGGAGGAUGUCAAGGCGCAUGUGGUUCGCGACCAGAGAGCGUUGGCCGCCCAGAGCCGUCGCAACGCCGAAGCCUACGUCAAAAGCGGCGAAAUCUUCGAAGACCGCCAGGCCAACUUCGAGAGACAGACCAAAUCGCUGGAGAGGCUGGUUGCCAAUACCCAGGUCUUGUGUGAGGUUCUGGGUGUGGAAAUGCCAGCUUUGGCGGAGAAGGAGGCUGCUGAUGCUGGCGCGGGCGGAGGUAUCGGCCUGGUGAAGGCGAGCGAGUACUUGCGUGGACAAGGCGAGGGCGCCGGCAUCUGGGAGGACGAAGAGGAGAGACGCUUUUACGAAAAUCUGGUCGACCUCAAGGGUAAAGUGCCCGCGGUGCUGCUGGAGGACGGCAAGAAGAAAAAGACCGAGACCGAUGAGGCAGGGAAGAGGAAAGAUGAAGGUGCUGAUGAGAAGCCAGAGCCGACUGGUCAAGCCCAACAAUCCGAGGAAAAGACAUCGGACGCCGAUGAUCAGUCUAUGGCUAUCGCCAGCAAGACCGUCGGAGCUCAGGUGGAUGCCCUUCUCGCAAAACUGCCCGAUCUGCAGACCAAGGAUCAGGUGGACCAGCUGGCACUAGACUUCUGCUUCCUCAACUCCAAGGCAUCGAGGAACAGGCUCAUCAAGGCGGUUUCGGAUGUUCCCAAAGGCCGUAUCGACCUUUUGCCACUGUACUCGCGUUUGGUUGCAACUCUGGGACAGUACAUGCCCGAUAUUCCUCAAGGUCUUACCACAUAUCUGGAUGAAGAGUUCCGGAGUCUUCAGCGUCGCAAGUCGAAGGAGUUCCUGGGUCAGGUCCGGAUGAGCAACGUCCGUUAUCUCGCCGAGCUGACCAAGUUCGGUGUGGUCCCGGAGCAUAUAAUCUUCCAUUGCUUCAAGGUUUCCUUGGACGACUUUUCUCGCAUGAACAUUGAAAUCAUUGGACAUCUCCUGGAGAACUGUGGACGCUAUCUGCUUCGGAAUCCUGAUACCGCUCCAAGAAUGGCCUCUUUCUUGGAGACUCUCGGACGGAAAAAGACCGUCCAGCAUCUGGGUCAGCAAGAACGGAUGAUCAUUGAGAAUGCGGUCUACUAUGUCGAUCCGCCACCGCGACCUGCCAUUCAGCAGAAGGAGCGCACGCCCAUGGAAUCCUACAUCCGGCGACUGGUCUAUCUGGACAUGAACAAGCGCAACUACACCAAGAUCCUCAAGUCUAUCCGAAAGCUUCACUGGGAGGAACAGGAUGUGGUCGACAUCUUGGAACGUGUCUUCAGCAAGCCAGUCAAGGUCAAGUACGGCAAUAUCCACCUUCUCGCCAUCCUCGUCAGCGCCCUGUACCGGUAUCACCAGGAUUUCGUCAUUGGAGUGGUGGACAACAUUUUGGAGCAGAUCACACUGGGUCUAGAGCAGAACGACUUCAAGUUCAACCAGAAGCGUGUCGCCGAAGUCAAGUACCUGGGAGAGCUCUACAACUACAAGAUGAUCGAUUCGCCGGUGAUCUUUGACACCUUGUAUCGCAUUGUUACGUUCGGUCAUGAAAAUGGCACGCCGAUGCCCGGAAAGAUCAAUCCGCUCGAUUUGCCGGACGACUUUUUUCGUGUCCGCCUGGUCUGCACCCUCCUUGACACCUGCGGUCACUGCUUUGAUCGGGGCUCUGCGAAGAAGAAGCUUGAUUUCUUUUUGACUUUCUUCCAGUACUACAUGCAUACCAAAGACCCCCUGCCCAUGGACAUUGAUUUCCUCGUCCAGGAUACCUUCUCGAUGACUCGUCCUCAAUGGAAGUUGGCAACGGAUCUGGCCGAGGCUACGCAGACCUUCAGUGACGCUGUGGCACAGAACUUCAAGACGCAAGAUUCCGAGAGACCUGCCGAGCCUGACGAGGACGAUGCCGAAAGCAGCUCGUCGGAUGAAGGUCUGGAGGAAGAUGCGAUCCCUGAAGCGGAAGAGGAUCAAGAGUCCAGCGAUGAGGAAGUGUCCGGUCCAAAUGAGCAGAAUGGCGAUAGUGAGUCUGAAGAAGAGAUCUUUGUGACUCGUCAAGAAGAGGAGCGCGACCCAGAGGCAGAAGCCGAGUUCGACCGCGAAUUCGAGAAGAUGAUGGCGGAGAGCAUGGAAUCUCGGAAAUUCGAACGCAAGGGCGUGUUUGACAUUCCUUUGCCGAUGAAGCGCUCUGGCCGUGAGGCUUUGCUUGAGAACGCGCCCUCGGAGGCACCUAAGCCCAUCGCCAAUACCAUGGCUUUCUCUCUAAUGACCAAGAAGGGCAACAAACAGCAGACUCGCACAAUCGACCUGCCCUCUGAUUCCACCUUCGCCGUGGCCAUGAGAAGUCAGCAGCAAGCCGACCGGGAGGAGCAGCAACGGAUCAAAAACUUGGUGCUCAACUACGAGAUGACCAAUGAAACCGAAACCAACACCGAGGCCGCCGAGAAACGCUCCCCCCAUCGGGACACCAGAAUGGACAAAUCCAGCGCGAACCGGACUGCCUUCCGAUCCCGCAAACUCCAACUAAGCGACGUGAACUGGUAG
Messenger RNA from Aspergillus ibericus CBS 121593, 4959 nucleotides. RefSeq lists its product as uncharacterized. Gene Ontology annotation, molecular function: protein binding; RNA binding. Gene Ontology annotation, biological process: nuclear-transcribed mRNA catabolic process, nonsense-mediated decay. The coding region runs from base 1 to 4959 and encodes 1652 amino acids. The transcript is spliced from 9 exons. The record is from RefSeq and is a predicted model, not a curated record. Gene Ontology annotation, cellular component: cytoplasm; exon-exon junction complex. NCBI's taxonomy places the organism in Eukaryota, Fungi, Ascomycota, Eurotiomycetes, Eurotiales, Aspergillaceae.